AUGGCCUCAACUCCUCCUACAGUUCGGCAUCCAUCACCUUUCUCUGAAGCUACUGGUGUCACCGUCAAGAGACAGUUAUUGGCGCAAAACCGCCAGUUAGGUCCCGCUUCGCGUGGCGCAUCUCCUCAAACGGUCGCUCAGGUGGUAAUCGCACCUCCCCAGCAGUCUGUGGCCGAAGAGCCGCCUCCAUCCAUCUCUGCUCCGGCUUCAGUUCCGCCUCCUACAACUACUACCGUUUCUGCCUCGGUGUCUGGAUCUGUUCCAGUACAGUCGUCUCAAGGUGAAGAAGUACCUACGACGACCCCGAGGCAACAGACCUCAUCUCCUCAGACCUCAUAA
Messenger RNA from Haemonchus placei, 339 nucleotides. The record is from the annotation of a GenBank genome assembly. NCBI's taxonomy places the organism in Eukaryota, Metazoa, Nematoda, Chromadorea, Rhabditida, Trichostrongylidae.